CAGCUUCUACCUUCUCAUCACAAGCAGAAUCACCGAAACAGGUUCUCCUUCCCUCGUCGCCAGUUGCUCAAGUUCGUGUCGUCUGCCAUGGCUGCCCUGCGGACAUCUGGGAGCCCUUUCCUUCUGGAGACUCUGGCCGCCAGCUGCCUCCUUCUCCUCGCCCUGUGGGCACAGGGAGGAGUGGCUGUGCCCAUCACUCAUCACUGCAAGCUUGACCAGUCCAACUUCCAGCAGCCCUACAUCACCAACCGCACCUUCACGCUUGCUCAGGAGGCUAGUUUGGCAGAUAACAACACAGACGUUCGUCUCAUUGGGAAUAAUCUGUUCCAGGGAGUCAAUCAGAUGAGAGAGCGCUGCUACCUGGUGAAGCAGGUCCUGAACUUCACCCUUGAAGAAGUGCUGUUCCCCAACUCUGAUAGAUUCCACCCCUACAUGCAGGAGGUGGCGUCCUUCCUGGACAGCCUCAGCAAAAAGCUAAGCCAAUGCCGUAUUAAGGGUGAUGACCAGCAUAUCCAGAGAAAUGUGAACAACUUUAAAGACACAGUGAAAAAGCUUGGAGAGAGUGGAGAGAUCAAAGUAAUUGGAGAACUGUAUUUGCUGUUUAUGGCCCUGAAGAAUGAAUGCACUCUUCCAGGGCACAGCUGGAAAAUGGAUAACUAACCUUUCCUGCCUGUUAGAAAUAACAAUAAGAUCCCCUGAGGUUUUCUUUUACCAAAAGGAAAAUGGGAAGCCAAACUUCACAGUCAAGGUUGGAUUCUAAACAAAGCCCUGCUUAGCUUAAAAAAGAAUGGUAUUACUUGUGUCCAGAAGACCAGAAGGCAGACCUUCCAAGCAUAACUAGGUCUAUUAAUAACAUUUUGUUGGUGGUGUUAUUUUAUACACAGAAAUUUAUCUUUUAAGCAAUAGUCUAUUCUCCCACAAAAAUGAUUAUUUCCCAUCUCCUUAGGGGAAAAAAACCCUAAAUAACUUCAUGUCCAUAAUCAAUAUAUUUAUUAAUUAAUUUAUUGUUAUAAGUACAUAUUUUAUUUAUGUCAUUUUACUAAUACAGAUGUAUUUAUGGAAAAUUAUAUGACAUUGUGACUUAAAUAUAUGGAUAAUAUUAAUCUUUAUGACAAUAAUUU
Messenger RNA from Sus scrofa (pig), 1121 nucleotides. RefSeq names its product interleukin 22 (gene IL22). The record is from RefSeq and is a predicted model, not a curated record. Gene Ontology annotation, cellular component: extracellular region. Lineage: Eukaryota; Metazoa; Chordata; Mammalia; Artiodactyla; Suidae.